AUGGACCGCCCGGAACGGACGCGGGGGGCGCUGCGUGUGCUGCUCGCGACGCCGCACGACGCGGCGACGACCGCUGCGGCGUUCCGCACGCUGAGCGGGAUGUACGACGACGCGCCGCGCGAGCUCAAGGGCGUCCGCGCGCACGUCCGGCGCGAUAUCCAGGCGGAGGCGAACCGGUCGACGCACGCGUUUUGCGCCGCGCUCGCCGGCGUCGACGCGGCGCUCGCGCAGGUGUGCGCAGAGACGCACCACGCCGCCGAGCGGUGCGAUGCGGUGCUCGCGACCAUGGACCGCGCACAGAGCUCGUCCGCGGCGGUGCUCGAGCACGCCGCGGCGCUCGACAAGCAAAUCACCACUGCGCGGCUGCACGAGGACCUCGCCGCGCGCCUCGUCGCGCGCCUCGUACUCACCCCAGACGAAGAGACGACGCUCGACGGCGACGUGUCGCUCGCGUACUUUGCGGCGAUGGACCGCCUCCAAAAUAUCCUCGACGAGUCGCUCCUCCUGAUCGAUAGCACCAGCGACGCGGCGCCGGGGGCGAUCCCCGACGAGGCGCGGGCGACACACGACGUGCGCGCACGCGCAUCCGCGCGCCUCGACGCGGCCUACCGCCGCGUCGCGCACUUUGCGUCGGCGGCGAUGCGGCGCCUGCCGCUCGAAGGCGCCGAGUCGAGCGCGCUGCUGCGCGAAGCGCUUGCGCGCCUCGCGCACCGCGAGGACCUCUUUCGCGGCGCACUCGCCGCGUUUGCCGAGACGCGCGCGGCGUCGCUUCCCGACGCGUUUGUGCGCGCGCUCACCGUCGGCGGCGGGCCGCCGUCCUACCUGCCGCGCCCGAUCGAGAUGCACGCCCACGACGCGGCGCGGUACGUCGCAGAUAUCCUUGCGUGGGUACACCAGCUGCUGGCGAACGAGCGCGAGCUGGUCGCGACGCUCCUGUUGCGUCUCGCGCCGCCGUCGAGCGCGCCGGGCACGCCGCGCCUCGGGCACCGCCGGCGCAUCGGCGAGCGGCACGGCGGCCUCGACUUUAGCGUGGACCUCGGCGGGGCCGGGCCGCUGCUGCGCCCGGGGCAGGCGACGCUCGACGGGCCGGUCCUCGACGCGCUCGUGCGCAGCGUGCUAGACCGCAACGUGGCGGGUUGCUGCCGCCCAAUGAAGACGCGCAUCCUGCAGACGCUCAAAGCGCAGACGGACGCGGUGGUCGUGCUGCGCCUCUACUUUUUGCUGCGUUUCUAUGCCUCGACGAUGCAGCAGACGAUCGGGGCGCGCGCGGCGCUCAGCAAGACGCUCGCCGAGCUGAUGCAGGUCGGCGAGGACGCGUUCCUCCAUGCACUCCAGCAGCUCUACGACGAGCACCUCGGCACGUUGCAUGGGCCCGGCCGCGAGGCCCUCGCCGCGGUGCACGCUGCGGCGCGGCUCGUGCACAGUGUGCUGGCCGAGUGUGCGCAGGCGCGCGAGGCGGAUGUCGGUACAGGCGACGUCCGUGCGCUCGAGCAGCACGUCCUCGCGCACUUUGUCGACCCGGUCGUUGCGCGCGUCAUGGCGCUCGGCGCACAGCCGCCCGAGGCGCCGGCGCAGGACGGGUGGGGGCGCUACCUGCGCUGGGGCGCCGCGCCGAACGCGCCGCAGCACGUCUGCGACUCGCACGAAUGGCACGCCGACGUCUUUUACGUGAAUGCGCUCGUGCCGCUAUGGCAAUCCCUGCAGCCGUUCGAAGCCGAGGUGAACGAGCGGUGCGCCGCGAUCCGCGGCCAUGUAACGAGUGCGCUCGAGCGCCUCUGCGACCGCCACUACACGGCGCUCGUAAACGAUGCGGGCCUCGGUGCGCUGCACGACGGCAAGACGCCGCCGAGCGAAGCGCUGCACGCGUUCCUUGCCCUGCCCAACCUGCUCAUCGCGCCCGAGCGCCUCGCGCCGCUGCACGCGACGCUCCCUACCGCCGUGCACAAGGCGGCACUCGUGCGCAUCGCGCAGGCGUAUGCGAAUGCGUACAGCGGCAGCGGCCCUGCGCCGGACGAGGUGCAGAUCGUGUUGGACGCGCAGGCGGCCGCGCACGAGCCGCCGCGUGCACUACUGGACGGCGCGCUAUCCACUAGGAAAAGUAUGUAG
Molecule: messenger RNA, 2106 nt
Organism: Malassezia japonica
Lineage: Eukaryota; Fungi; Basidiomycota; Malasseziomycetes; Malasseziales; Malasseziaceae
Gene: COG6
Product: Golgi transport complex subunit 6
Exons: 4
Coding region: 1-2106 (701 amino acids)
Biological process (GO): intra-Golgi vesicle-mediated transport
Cellular component (GO): COG complex
Source: RefSeq, a predicted model, not a curated record